Messenger RNA from Verruconis gallopava, 2301 nucleotides. Its product is annotated as T-complex protein 1 subunit epsilon. NCBI's taxonomy places the organism in Eukaryota, Fungi, Ascomycota, Dothideomycetes, Venturiales, Sympoventuriaceae. Bases 176 to 1822 code for a protein of 548 amino acids. Gene Ontology annotation, biological process: protein folding. The record is from RefSeq and is a predicted model, not a curated record. Gene Ontology annotation, molecular function: ATP-dependent protein folding chaperone; ATP binding; ATP hydrolysis activity. Gene Ontology annotation, cellular component: chaperonin-containing T-complex. The transcript is spliced from 9 exons.
CAAAUGCGGGCGCUGGGGAAUUUUUGAAGGACAUGUCUUACAACACCUACAGCUUCACAGCAGCGCAACAACAAUAUCUUCUACUUACAAACCUUAUCCAAGCAGAACCGAGAUCAUAAAUUGUUGAUAUUCGUUAGAAAAGCGCUACUAGCCCCAACAGGCGCGUCGGAAAACCAUGUCGAUGCAACUCGAUCUUUCGCAAGCUCAGGUGAUGCAGGAUGAGCAGGGACGGCCAUUUAUCGUUGUUCGAGAUCAAGCAAAGAAAACGCGGUUACAUGGCAAUGAGGCGGUGAAAUCACACAUUCUUGCGGCGCGGACUGUUGCAAACAUCGUCAGGACAUCACUAGGACCGCGAGGACUGGACAAGAUUCUCAUCUCCCCGGAUGGAGAUAUCACUGUAACGAACGACGGCGCGACAAUCCUGUCACAAAUGGAGAUCCAAAACAACGUAGCCAAACUACUCGUAGAGUUGUCCAAAUCGCAAGAUGAUGAGAUAGGCGACGGUACUACGGGCGUCGUUGUACUUGCUGGAGCACUACUUGAGCAGGCAGCUGGCCUCAUAGACAAAGGCAUCCAUCCGAUUAGAAUAGCCGACGGUUUUGAUCAAGCAUGCGAAGUUGCCGUGGCAGAACUUGACAAGAUCAGCGAUACGAUCCCUUUCUCUAAAGAAGACACUGAAAAUUUGCUACGCGUGGCAAAAACCAGUUUGGGCAGCAAAAUUGUUUCCAAGGCCCACGAUCAAUUUGCACAGAUCGCUGUCGAUGCUGUGCUGUCUGUUGCGGACCUUGAGCGAAAGGACGUCGACUUUGAGCUCAUUAAGGUAGACGGCAAAGUAGGGGGCUCUCUAGAGGACUCGAUCCUGGUCAAAGGUGUCAUAAUUGAUAAGGACUUCUCGCAUCCACAGAUGCCGUCUGAAGUCAAGGAUGCCAAACUUGCUAUCUUGACUUGCCCAUUCGAACCUCCUAAGCCUAAAACCAAACACAAGCUCGACAUCACGUCUGUAGAGGAAUUCAAGCGCCUCCAGAAAUACGAGGCUAGCAAAUUUACCGAGAUGAUUGACCAGAUCAAGGCAACGGGAGCAAAUGUGGUAAUCUGCCAAUGGGGUUUUGAUGAUGAGGCGAACCAUCUGCUGCUUACAAACAACUUGCCUGCAGUUCGGUGGGUUGGUGGCCCGGAUAUUGAACUCAUUGCCAUUGCUACGAACGGGCGAAUUGUUCCUCGAUUUGAAGACCUGAGCUCCGAGAAGUUAGGUUCCGCUGGACUGGUGAAGGAAAUGACGUUUGGAACGACGCGCGACAAGAUGCUAGUCAUCGAGGAGUGCGCCAACACAAGAGCGAUAACCGUCUUCGUACGCGGUAGCAAUAAGAUGAUUAUCGAUGAAGCGAAACGAUCACUGCAUGACGCUCUUUGCGUAGUGCGCAAUCUCGUCCGUGACAACCGUGUAGUGUAUGGCGGUGGGGCUGCUGAGAUCGCGUGCUCACUCGCCGUCGAAGAGGCCGCAGUACAGAGUCCGGGACUAGAACAAUACGCAAUGCGUGCCUUUGCAGACGCGCUCGAUGCGAUCCCCAUGGCCUUGGCAGAAAAUUCAGGCCUGUCACCUAUAGAGACAUUGGCGAGCAUCAAAUCGCGCCAAGUCAAGGAGAAAAACUCCAGGCUCGGUGUUGACUGCAUGCAAACAGGCUCCAACGACAUGCGGGAGCACUUUGUGAUUGACCCCUUGAUUUCGAAGCGUCAGCAAUUGCUGCUUGCCACCCAGCUGUGCAGGAUGGUUCUCAAGGUUAACAACGUGAUCGUUGCUGGCAGUGGUGAGGAUGAGUUUUAAUGCAUGUGUUCGAAAGUCUGGGUUCACCCAGAAAUAAGCAUCGAGGCCCACGUUUAUUAGCUUCUCUGUGCGAUGCGGUGGGUCAUCUAGCAUACACGAACAGGCCAUCCAGCUCACCGCACUCCCACUGCAGUGCAUGCUACUAUAAGAUAUCAGAAGGCAAAGAAAGAAAGCCGAAUGAUGCAAGGGCAUGAAGAAACUUCUCAACGAUAGCAUUCAUUGUGAGCUAGCACGUUAAUAGAUAGUCUGUCUUCUGUGUCAAUUUGAAGAACAAACCAAAUCUACAUCCAGAACAAACGCAGCUUUGACGGACAGAGUGGCUCAGGGGCAUUCAAGUUCAAUACUGCAAGCGGGAUUCUUGUGCAGCGCUCAAUAAACUCGUCGCCGUAACGAAGGCGUGGGAUGCUUGAUCGACACUCUGUCUCAAGAUCGGAUUUGUGAAUAAAAAGAAAAAGGGCCAUAGUGAGACCCAAUCCUCA